This is a messenger RNA of Oppiella nova, 1821 nucleotides long. Lineage: Eukaryota; Metazoa; Arthropoda; Arachnida; Sarcoptiformes; Oppiidae. The record is from the annotation of a GenBank genome assembly.
AUGUUUCCGUCGAGCUCUUCGUGGGAUAACUACGACACUAACAGUCAGGAGUCGCAGCACCAGACGCAGGGCACCGGCACCACCACCGCCGCCACCACUCUCCACAACAGUACUACAGUCAACAGCAACGCCUACGCGACGCUGUCGACGCCGCCCGCCGGCGGCGCCCAUCAGACGUCACCCCUCUGUGCCUCGCAGUCGCCAUCCGUGGCUAAUCUGGUCAGGAGUCCAUCCAAUCCGUCGCCGCAGUCGGUGCCGGCGCAGCACAACUACGCCCAGAAUACCUGUGCGUUCGAUACGGACUUUUCGCCGUCGAGUGUGGGCUCAGCGACGGGAGGCGGCGGCCAGUCGUCGGCCACUCAGAAGCUCAGGAAUCUGUUAACUCAGGGCUCGUUCAUGUCGGACGAGGCGGACAGUUCACCCAUCAUUAAGAAGGAGCCGGGCCUUCAAAACGACAUCUUAAGGGAGCUGUUGGAGGAGGACGACGGUCCCGACCCCAUGCCCUCGUCGGUGGGCCCCUCGGCGGACACACCGCAAGCGCCGCCAUCGGUGCCGCCGCCCAGCACUCCCUACAGCGAGAGCUCGUGUCCCGGAAGUGUUGGCAGUGAUAAAAAGGUGGCCAAUAAUAACAAUAUGUUGCGGAUGUUGUUGAACGACGACGAGAUCGGCUCCAAGAGGCCCGACAUCCGCAAGAAUCACGAGUUAGUGGAACAGUAUUUGCUCAAAGAUAACGGCGACCACAACAGGGACUCGCUCUCCGGUCUGAUCGCACACCUCAAGAAGGAGCCCAUCGACUCGCAACCCUGUUCGGCGUCGUCCUCAUCCCUUCCCACGAGUCUCAACGAAAUGAUGGCCACAUCCCUGGCCAACAAACGUAAAUCCAUAGACGAGACGUCCACUCACUACGAGCCGCACACGCCCGACAUGAAACGGCCGGCCUCGGUGGCGGGUGCCGUGCCCAUGGGCGCCCAGGCCGGUGUUGGCGCCCAGCACGUGGGCCAUAGUCACCAGCCGGCCCUCCUGGCCGGUCAGAACCCGAUGCUGGCGUCGAUGUUGGCCCGCACGCCCACCUCCGUGCCCGAGGAGAUCACAAUUCCCACGUCAAUGAUCUCGCAGACCCCGCAGGACAAGUUGCCCCGCAAUCUGGAGAAGAAGCUGAUCCCCACACCCCUGCAGCCACACCCGGCCCUCCAACAAGUCCUCCCACAAUCUGGUCAAGUGUCACAAUCGGGCGGACAAGUGAUCUUCACGUCUGUGCCGCAGUCGCCGCAGACCUCGCAGCCAAUGAUGGUUCCCAUUGUGACGAAUGUCUCGCAACUCAGACCUCAACAACAGAUGCAUUCGUUCCAACCCAGUGCUCAACGUUUACAAAUCCAACCACAAGUACAACAAACCAUUCGUUUACAAGAUUUACAACAUUUACAACAAAUCGGACCGCAAUCUCAGCCCCCGGUCGGCCACCAACUGGUCCAUCAGCAGCAGCAACAGAACAGUUCCAACUUCUUGAACACAAUCCUAUCCAACAGCGGCCAAAACCAGCACCCGAUCCGCACCCUAAUGCAGGUGCAACAACAACAGGCACCGGUAGUACAGCAACAACAGCAGCCGCCACAACACCCGCAGACGCAGGCGGUGACGGCGCCGCACACACCACUCCAGGUGCAGCCCUUUUACCAGCAGCCGGUGCCCCAACAGCAGCAGCAAAACAGUCAGCCCAUGCAGACACAGGCGAUGGUACAGACGGGUGCGGCGCCUCCGCAGCUGUCGUUCGAGGAGUCGGCGUCCGACCCCUACCUGUCCUCCAUUCUGGACGACUUCAUU